CCCUGAUUAAAAUAAAAUCCAACUCCACUUUUAUUAACUUCUUUAUAAGCUAAACCAGCACAUUAGAUAAUCAAACAAUUUCAAUUGGGUCUGUCCGAGUCCAACUCCACCCAAAGUUUCACUUUUAUGGGUUGGGCUAAUCUGUAAGUGGGCCCUUUCCCCCAUUUUUUGUGAGGUGGAGAGUAACGAGUAUCAGGAUUCUGGCGACUGACAGUGACAACAAAGAUAAUUGAAGGAGUUUCAACAUCCAUGAAUUUUAAUAGUCAAAUUACAGCAGGCAUCUAGGCAAGGGAAGUUUCUUUUUUAACAGAAUUCUUGAUUUUUCAGAAACUUAAAUAUCUUAACAAACGUAAAUUUAGUAUUUUUUCUGUUUCAUGGCUUCCUUCGCUAUGGUUCAUAACCUGUGCUCUGUAUCACCACUCUCUUCAAAAUGUUACUACAAGAACCAAACCCUAGCUCUCACCCACUCCCAUUUCUUGUCUUCCAUGACCUUUUUAAGGUUAAAGAGUAAAACCCUUUUCUCAAAUAUCAAAUUCAACAAGCCCUUAUCCCCAAAACCCUUGGUUUAUGCGCUGCAGUCAAACUUCUUCAAAGUUGUUCAAACAGUGUGGAAAGUUGGGAAGGAUGGAAUUGAAGCUGGAACCAAUUUAGUGCCAGACUCCAUACCGAGGCCAAUAGCAAGGAUCUCUGUGACAAUAGUUGCUCUGACUGUUACACUUUUUGUUCUCAAGUCAUUCCUGUCUACAGCUUUCUUUGUGCUGGCCACAAUGGGACUCGUGUAUUUCGCAUUUCUUGCCUUGAACAAAGAUCAAGGCCCAAGAGGAGGCGGUGGCACUGACUCCAUGGAAGACCCUGUAGAAGAAGCAAGAAAAAUAAUGGAAAAGUACAAAUGACAACAGCAAGAUCAUGGUAAUUCUGAUCAUCCAAAUUUUGUAUCACACUUAGCCCUAUGUAAAUUUGUGGGUAUACACUGUAAGGAAAAACUUUUUGUGUGGAAUUUAUACACUCUUUUUCUCUUCAGACAAUUCAUCUGCGUGGGGGCAAAAUUUAUUACAAAAAAUCUAAAACUAUCUGCCUAAUUAUUAUGUAUAUGCUUGCAAUGGAUCCUUUAAAUGCUUAAGCAACUGACUUUGGGGUAUUCUCUGGACAAGCUCAUUGGCCAUGAAUAAUGCCCAUCAGUAUGUCUCCAUCAUGCUGAACAGAGGUUAAUGCA
Durio zibethinus is the source of this 1213-nucleotide messenger RNA. RefSeq lists its product as uncharacterized. Lineage: Eukaryota; Viridiplantae; Streptophyta; Magnoliopsida; Malvales; Malvaceae. The record is from RefSeq and is a predicted model, not a curated record.